Cylindrotheca closterium is the source of this 534-nucleotide messenger RNA. Lineage: Eukaryota; Bacillariophyta; Bacillariophyceae; Bacillariales; Bacillariaceae. The record is from the annotation of a GenBank genome assembly.
AUGGUUUCUUUUCAAAGAAGAUACUUCCUCAUCAGUUGUCUACAGCUUUUGGCGUGCUUGGAAUCCCUGUCGACAGGUGGAAAUGAAAUUUGUAGCCGCCGAAACUCACUGAAGCAAGUCUUGGCUGGUGUUACCUGUGGAUCACUUGUUGUACAACCCGCCUCUGCGAAGUACUCCGACUACAGUCGCCGCGAGAAAGAUUGGCAGGAUCGAAAGCAAAAAAAUGAAGUAACGUUCUCUUCAGCCCGUGAUUUGAAAGCCCAAUUGAAGGCCAUUGCGCCAAUGAACGCCGAAUCCUCCUCGAUCUUCUGUCCGAACGGGCCGAGUGCCAAUGUCUCUCCUCUAAUGGAGAAUAAGUGUGGAGACAGACUUGCUACCCCAAGUGUAUUUGGUCGUCAAGAUGAUGUGCUUGGCAAUUCCAUUCCUGGCUUCAAAGAGGGUUACUUCGACGGUGGCAGCAGCUCGUCGAUGAGUGCUCAAGUUGGAGGAUUUCCAAGUUACAACAGCAUUACCAGUCGUCAAGACCAACGUUGA